Messenger RNA from Hermetia illucens (black soldier fly), 2073 nucleotides. It is a transcript of the gene Smyd4-3, whose product is annotated as SET and MYND domain-containing protein 4. Lineage: Eukaryota; Metazoa; Arthropoda; Insecta; Diptera; Stratiomyidae. The record is from RefSeq and is a predicted model, not a curated record. The transcript is spliced from 7 exons. The coding region runs from base 34 to 1980 and encodes 648 amino acids. Gene Ontology annotation, molecular function: protein binding.
GCUAUCACUCGAUCUAACUUGCCUCCCUUUAAGAUGACCGCGACCUCGGAAAAUCCGGAAUUUUUCCCAGAUUAUUAUGAGAAAGUCAAGAAAUUAAUCAACCCCAAUGAUAUCAACGCGUUGGGAAACUUUAAAACCGAUUUAGAACGAAUCCAACAUGUUUCAAAAAUUAGUGUUGUUAGUGAAAAUAAAGUGAAAAUCAAUCGCGAAUUUCCCGGAAAAUCAGAGGAAAAUGCACUAAAAUUGAAACAAAUCGGAAAUGAAGCGUUUCGGAAUAAAAAAUGGACAGAGGCUCUGAUGUUGUACAGUAAGAGCUAUGUGUCCAUGCCUGGGGAAAAAGAAGCGGAUGUCUCUAUAUUGCUUGCCAAUAGAUCGGCAGCUCUAUUCCAUAUGAACAAGUUCACAGAAUGCCUGGCUGAUAUUAAAAGAGCGAUCGACAAAGGAUACCCAAAGGACAUGAUGUACAAACUCCACGAGAGACGUGCACAAUGCCAUCUCGCCAAUAAAAAUUUUAUCGAAGCCAUGGAGUCAUUUAAGAACACCAUCACCGCCCUGGAUGACUGCAAGCUACCUCUGGAGAAACGCAGCCAAAUCGAAAGGAACGCCAUAAUAAUGAUCAAAACCCUCGAAAGGGACCAAGUUCCUAAAGCACAAAAGGCUAAGUCCACCCCACAUGUCAACCACAAACCCAAGGAAUUUGUAAGUGAUGCCUUGGGAAUAGACCAGAACCCAGAUGAGGGUCGGUUUGCCAAAGCGAGUCGGAACAUACAAGUUGGGGAGAAGGUUCUUAUUGAAAAGCCUUACGCCUUUGCCCUGCUUGAGAAAUAUAGCAAAACUCAUUGUCAAAAUUGUUUAAGAAGGACAGUCAUACCAGUUGCAUGCCCCAACUGUGCAGACGUUAUAUUCUGUUCGGAUUCUUGUUUCAAGGAAGCGACUACAACUUUUCACAAAUUUGAAUGUGGGAUCCUUCCAUCGAUAUGGCGUUCAGGAGUCUCUAUCAACUGUCACAUGGCCCUUCGAAUGAUAGCCGUCAAGAACUUUGAGUACUUCAGAGAUAAUUUCGGACAAUUUUCAGAGACCCUCCCAAUAGAGGAGAUAAAAAAAUUAUCAUCUAGCGAUUACCGACGAGUUUACAGUUUAGUGAAACAUAGUGACAAGCGUUCGGAAUCCAGCUUCUUCCAGUACUCCCUCAUGGCACUGUUCCUAAACGAUUGCUUAAAAGAAGGAGGAUAUUUCAAGGAGGAUUCAACAAAUGAACAGAACCAAAUUAUUGCCAGCUUGAUCAUGAGCAAUCUACAGAUCCUCCAGUACAACACUCACGAAAUAUUCGAACUGCACAGAUCUCAGGAAACUGGUGAAGCCAAGAAAACUGUGUUCGUUGGAGCUGGAAUCUACCCGACCCUGGCAUUGUUCAACCAUUCAUGUGAUCCUGGAAUUGUGAAAUACUACAAUGGAACAACAGUCUUUGUUCAUGCGGUGAAACCUAUCCAAGCUGGUGAGAUUAUUGCUGAAAAUUAUGGUCCUUUGUACACACAAGAAACGCUAAGAGAAAGACGCGAGAAAAUGGAGGAUUUAUACCAAUUCGAAUGUAACUGCACCGCGUGCUCGGAAAAUUGGCCGAAAUUCGAUGAGAUGCGGAAUGACGUGGUAAGGAUACGAUGCGAUGCAGAUACGAAGUGUCCAAAUGUGAUCGAAAUACCAUUGGAUUGUAACGAUUUCAUGGUGAGAUGCGCCAGGUGCGGUCAAUUUACGAAUAUCUUGAAGGCCUUGAAAGCUAUGCAGGACUCGGUUACGAUUGACAAAACAGCUAAAAGACUAUACGAUGCAGGAGAGGUCCAAAAGGCUCUGGAAAAGUAUAUUGAUAAGCUGAAAAUUAUGCACGAGGUGGUGGCCCCACCGUUCACAGAUUACAGCCAGUGUCAGCAGAAUAUCAAGGACUGCUUCCUUCAUUUCGGAAAUUCAUAUUUGUCAUCUGAGUAGGAAUGCCGGUGAAGACGGUGAGCUCAUCUUAAGGAAAUACUUUUGGUACCUUUGUUCGCAUUUAUGUGAAUGAAUAUAAUUUUCUUUGUGACA